Messenger RNA from Patiria miniata (bat star), 2994 nucleotides. Its product is annotated as TPR and ankyrin repeat-containing protein 1-like. The transcript is spliced from 20 exons. NCBI's taxonomy places the organism in Eukaryota, Metazoa, Echinodermata, Asteroidea, Valvatida, Asterinidae. The record is from RefSeq and is a predicted model, not a curated record. Gene Ontology annotation, molecular function: ATP binding; hydrolase activity. Bases 1 to 2994 code for a protein of 997 amino acids.
AUGGAAAGGAGAAAGUGUCAGAAGCAACAGGGGGAAGCGGUAGAGAGAAAGAAAUCGCAAAAGUCGAGGCAGGAAGAAAGGAGGAGACCACAGCAAUCAGAAGAUGGUAAAACUGCAAUUGAUCCCAAUGCCUUUGACCAUCUAAUCUGGGAGGUGGAGCUGGCCCAAAAGGUUUGGGAGUUUCUUAGGGAUAAGAAAAAUCCCCGUUAUAUCAAGGAAACUGCUAUCAGGAAGAUCCAGACUUUAGCCACGGGUGACUGGCAUCGUGGGCUCAGCAAGCGUUUCGUUGGCUCUCCUUGUGACAUUAAACUGUAUGAAACCAAUCUGACCAAAGCCGGACGGAUACUGUGGGAGCGGACGGUCGUGUUCUCACCUCGGCUCACCAGUACAGAGUACGAGAAGAUGCUUGAAUCAGACGACUCGACACAAAUUGCACGCUACUCUGAGGUUAUCCGUGUAUGGGACAUAGUGCUAGACCACUCCAAGGUGCCACAUGCCAUAGAAGUUAUUACACAGGCGGUGAAGGGAGGCCAGAAGUGUAAGAUCCGCAAAAGUCUGGAAAGAAUCGACAAAGGAAAGGCUUCAAGGGGGACGAAUGAGAGUAAGAAUCUGUCCUGCUGUCCUGCUGUCUUUCGAGUGGCUCAGUCCGCACAGCAUGCAAGUAAUGACAUGAUGUUACGUCAGUGGUGUCCUCCAGCCGUUGACGAGUACCGCAUAAUGAAGAUGUAUUCCUUCACGUCCAUGCUGGUCAAUGCAGUGCUUAAGGACAGCCAGUUGGAAGUAGAGUUUCCCUUCCGAGUGACAGAGUUGGAGCAUGCGAUCAUCAACCUACAGCCCGAGCCGCCGUCCUCAAUCUUGCUGCUCGGUCGAAGUGGAACAGGUAAAACUACAUGCUGUCUUUAUCGAAUGUGGACGAGAUUUGUCAGAUAUUGGCAAAAUACUUCAGAGGGGCCAUGUUGGAUUCCCAGGGAUUCUUUAUUUACUCAUCUGGAGAUGGCAGAAGAAGUUACAGAGACACAUGCAUCCAUCAAGAAGGCUCUACCAAAUAUGGACCACCUUCACCAGAUCUUCGUCACUAGGAGCCCAAAGUUGUGCGCCGAGGUCCAGCGAAGCUUCUGCAACAUGGUUCGUGGCUGUCAAUUUGCUGAGGAGCCCCUGUCCCAGCUAGACAGGCCAAUGCCUCACCGGCUCCAGGAUGUUCAUCAGGCGCAGUUCCCCUUAUUCCUGACCUCUCGCCAGCUCCUUCUACUUCUGGACGCUUCGUUGCCAAAUCCCUUCUUUCCACGAGAAGCUGAUGGCUCACUGGAAUUGAAUCAAGGUAACAAGUUUUCAUGCAACCAUCCACAUCGAAAGAAAGCAAACCGAAGAGGUCUGGUAGAGAAAACCAAGUUUGAUCUACGGAGUGAGGUCACUUAUGAGGUAUUUGCCAAGGAGCUGUGGCCGUGUAUCAACAAAAAAAAGUUGAAGUGUCACCCAUCACUGGUGUGGACAGAAAUUACAUCGUUCAUCAAGGGAUCAUUUGAGGCACUGCAUUCAGAGACUGGCUUUCUAUCCUUGGAGGAGUAUUUGGAUAUUGGUAAGAAGAUGGCCCCUAACUUCUCCACCGACAGGGAAGAAAUCUACAACAUCUUCAAGAUGUACAAGCAUGGAAACCAGCAGAAGAACCUCUUUGACGAAGGGGAUCUCGUGUUUCAUGUCUACCGUCGUUUGUGUGAGUUCCGGAGGCUGGAAUGGGCUAUCCAUGAAUUCUACGUUGAUGAGACGCAAGAUUUCACACAGGCUGAGUUAUCGCUGUUGAUACAGUGUGCACAGGAUCCAAAUUCACUUUUCUUGACAGGAGACACUGCACAGAGCAUUAUGCGUGGGGUUGCUUUCCGAUUUAAAGACCUGAAAUCGCUCUUCUACUAUGCGAAUCAGUCUGUAAAGGUCCAAGGCAAGUCUUCAGCUGUAAGCGUACCAAAGAACGUCUAUCACCUCACAUACAACUAUAGAUCUCACUCUGGGAUUCUAAAUCUGGCAGCCACUGUUGUGGACAUUCUGGGCCAUUUUUUCCCUUUGUCCUUCGACCGUCUGUUGCCUGAUCAGGGCCUGUUUGACGGCCCCCUCCCUGUAAUCCUGGCUACCAGCAAUGUCAAUAACCUACCAUCACUGCUGCAGAAAUCGAAAAACCAUGAAGAGACGUCCGGUAUUGACUUUGGUGCCGACCAGGUAAUCUUGGUUGCAAGUGCUUCGGUGAAACAGCAAGAGAAACUGGCGAUGUUCGACAAGGGCAUAGUCAUGACCAUAGAAGAAGCCAAGGGAUUGGAGUUUAAUGACGUCCUGCUGUACAAUUUCUUCAAGGAUUCAGGGGCUGGCAACAUGUGGCGAGUGAUAACUGGUUACAAACCCGGUACCAUUGGUGAUCAGCAAAGAGAACACUUAGAAAAAACCGACCUACAGUGGCUCUGCUCGACAAAUCCAUCACGUCCUUUGGACUUCAAUCCGGAUGAACACAAGGUACUGAAUUCAGAGCUGAAGCGUUUGUACACUGCCAUCACGAGGGCACGGAAUAAUGUCUGGAUCUUUGACGAGGACGAAAAGACGCCAUUGCCGAUGUUUGAGCUUUUUUGUUCCAACGGAUUGGUGGAAGUGGCAAAACCUGAGGACGUAAAAUCUGAGUCUUACACGGGAUUUGUAAAACCAUCAUCGCCGUCUGAGUGGAAGGAAAGGGCCAAGUACUAUACCGAGAAAGAUAGUUUGGAGGCGGCAGAAAAGUGUGCAAAGCUUGCCGCCGAUCAAGAGGAAAAGGAGCGAAUACGAGCCGAGAAAGCAGCAGCGGAAAAGAGGCAGCAGGAGGAAGAGCAACGAGCCGAGAAAGCAGCAGCGGUUGAAAAGAAGGAACAGGCAAGAAGGGAGGAAGAGGCUGAAUCUGCCGUUUUCGACUUGGCAUCCUCCAAUGUCGAUACAGCGCUGGAGACGGUGGCGGAAGGCGCGUGGUGUGGCCGAAGCUUCUGA